AACAGAGCAAACAGUUUGAUUUCUCCGUCAGAAAAAAGAGCACAGAGCACUGAUAAGCACGCGUUCAGAAGAAACUCGAUCUCCUCCCCAGAAGCACAGGCAAUUCAUAUUCCCGAAUGCGAUCUGCUCCUCUGCAUUGUGUGCACCCCGGUCCCCCCCACAAUCAGAGAUGCCUUUCAUGGCUGGCCAAGCAAAGCAGCCGUGCCGCGCGAGCCCUACCACUAGCACCAGUCUCCCUUUGUUCGUAUUCUUCUUGCACCAGCCGGCCUCGUGAAGCCUCCGGUACGUCAGCGCCCGCAGGCCGCAACGUGGUACCCACCAGCUUUUUUCACUCCUAAGUCCUACCACGCGCUGCGUUCCACUACAAGUUCCAGUGACACUCACACUUGCCACUACAACGGUUCACACUUCACAGCCCACAUCAACAAAUGGCCAGGAAAGAAGUGACGCUCCUGCUCUUCCUCGUGCUGCUUGUCGCAGCCGUCGAGGCACAGCUGCACGACGAGCCUACGGCGGCCGCUGUCGGGCGGCGGCGUGGCGCGAAGGCCGCCACGGCGCCGACGCACCUCCACUUCUUCUUCCACGACACGGUGAGCGGCAAGUCGCCGACGGCGGUACGCGUGGUGAGCCCGCCGGCGUCGUCGCCGUCGCCCGUGUUCGGGAUGGUGAACGUGAUGGACGACCCGCUGACGGAAGGGCCGGAGCAAGGGUCGGCCCCCGUCGGCCGCGCCCAGGGCCUGUACAUGGGGUCCGACCAGGCCAAGAUCGGCUUCCUGCAGGCCAUGAACCUCGUGUUCACCGCGGGGGACUACAACGGCAGCACGCUCGCGCUGCUCGGCCGCAACUGCCCGCUCGACGCCGUCCGCGAGCUCCCCGUCGUCGGCGGCACGGGCGCGUUCCGCUUCGCCCGCGGCUACGCGCUGCUGCGCACCCACUGGCUCGACUUCGCCACCGGCGACGCCACCGUCGAGUACGACGUCUACGUCACGGACUAGCUAAUUAAUAACGUACCGCCUUGCUAGCCCUCACCCUCACUGAUGAGUGCCAUAAGCAUUACUACAAAGACAGGACCACGCAACAACAAUGGUGCCAAUAAAGGCUUUGAAGCAUGCUUCGCCACAGAGCGCCUGCUUUUUCUUUUAAAACCAGCAUUUUCGUUUCAGCUUAUAUAUAUAUUUAUAGAACGCAUGAUCUGUAUCCAAUACAAGCUUCAGAACCCCUUUAUGUUUUCGGAAAAGGUCGUCCAAAACUCCGGUCCAGAUUAUGUUGCUAUUUGAAAACUGAGGCAAUAUAUAGCUUUAUAUCAUUAUA
This is a messenger RNA of Zea mays, 1311 nucleotides long. Its product is annotated as dirigent protein 22. The transcript has a single exon. Lineage: Eukaryota; Viridiplantae; Streptophyta; Magnoliopsida; Poales; Poaceae. The record is from RefSeq and is a predicted model, not a curated record. Bases 429 to 995 code for a protein of 188 amino acids.